This is a messenger RNA of Acanthopagrus latus (yellowfin seabream), 1407 nucleotides long. RefSeq names its product enoyl CoA hydratase, short chain, 1, mitochondrial (gene echs1). Gene Ontology annotation, molecular function: enoyl-CoA hydratase activity. The record is from RefSeq and is a predicted model, not a curated record. NCBI's taxonomy places the organism in Eukaryota, Metazoa, Chordata, Actinopteri, Spariformes, Sparidae. Bases 111 to 986 code for a protein of 291 amino acids. The transcript is spliced from 8 exons. Gene Ontology annotation, biological process: fatty acid beta-oxidation. Gene Ontology annotation, cellular component: mitochondrion.
GGAAAAACACCAACGACGAAGACGACGCAAGAGGAAAGAGCAGCUAGCGAUCUUGGAGCAACUUCUGUGACAAGUCCUCCUCCUCCUCCUCCUCCGUCGUCGUCGCUGUCAUGGCUUUCCUGUGCAAAAGUGCAGCUUCUCUCCUGAAGCCCUGCAGAGCAGCUCCGGCCGUCCUGUCCGCUGCUCGUCUCUACAGCUCAGGUGGUCAGUAUGAGUAUAUUUUGGUGGAAAAGCGCGGUGAGAAUAGUAACGUGGGUUUCAUCCAGCUGAACCGACCCAAGGCUCUUAACGCUCUGUGUGACGGGCUGAUGAGGGAGGUGGGACAGGCCCUGGAUGCCUUCGAGGUCGACAGCGGCGUCGGAGCUAUCGUCAUCACCGGCAGUGAGAGAGCCUUUGCUGCGGGAGCCGACAUUAAAGAGAUGCAGAAUCGAACCUUCCAGGAGUGCUACGGUGGGAACUUCCUGGCUCACUGGAACAGAGUGUCCACGGUGAAGAAGCCCGUGAUUGCAGCUGUCAAUGGAUUUGCUCUGGGUGGAGGAUGUGAGCUGGCCAUGAUGUGCGACAUCAUCUAUGCCGGAGAAAAGGCGCAGUUCGGCCAGCCAGAGAUCCUGUUAGGGACCAUUCCUGGGGCGGGAGGCACCCAGCGGCUGACCCGCGCAGUUGGCAAAUCCCUGGCAAUGGAGAUGGUACUCACAGGAGACAGAAUUAAUGCGCAAGAAGCCAAGCAAUCAGGUUUGGUGAGUAAAGUCUGUCCUGUGGACCAGUUGGUGACCGAAGCGGUUAAAUGUGGGGAGAAAAUUGCUUCCAACUCCAAAUUGGUCUCUGCUAUGGCCAAAGAGGCUGUUAAUGCAGCUUAUGAACUGACUUUGGCUGAGGGUAACCGUUUGGAAAAGCGUUUAUUCCACGCUACCUUUGCCACGGAUGACCGUAAAGAGGGCAUGACAGCAUUUGUGGAGAAGAGAAAGGCCAGUUUCCAGGACAAGUAGAAAAAAGCAAAACAAGAGCUUGGCCAAGAUCACAGAGUUUCCUGAUAUAAGUGGGUCAAUUCCUAAUCUGAUGCAAAAAUCCUGAUUGUAGUGGAACAUACAAGUGUUUAAAUUGGGAUUUGGCCCUGAGUGAGUGCACGGGAGUGUCUUAUCACAGGGAACCCCCUACUGCUUGGACUCAAAAUCAGAUGACACCUGUGGGUGCAGGAGUGCAGGGGGUUUGUAUGUGAAUAACAUUUGAUAACCGUUAUAGUCAGUGUGUAAUAGCAGGAAUCAGUCUUGAUGAUCAGUACUGACUUUGCCUUUUUUUCAUUUUCACUGUCAAAAUGUUCUGUCUGCAUUUUGCAGGUAAAUUGUUUCUCUGUACAUUUUACAAAUAAAGCUCCAGAGUGGUUUUCAGUGCUACAACUGAGAAAUGGGA